AUGGACUCCUUCGACAUCUUUUGGGAGUUCGAGGACCUAGAACGACAAGCCCUUAUUGACCGCCUGAUAGAACUUGAUGACGCCCUAUCCUCUGUUGCUCGAGCCAGUCUGUUUGCGUUGAGGUUUUGCGAUAUUGACAUCUUUCGAAGGGCAGUCAAGCCCGAGGAGAAAGAUUUCACAUGGACCUUAAAUGCCUCUUGCAGCCCCGGGCAAGUGAUCAUGCUAGGAUUUAACGCUAAGCUCCGGCGUAUUAACCCAGAAGAUGCCGCCGGUCGGAUCGAGGCGAUCGAGGAGCCAAAGACGCCUGAAGCCGAGAUAUAUCGAAGCUCUGUGGUAGUCCUAUCCCGGUUAUCAGUUUCGUCAAACUUUUCUGCUCGUACGCAAAGCCCAAGACGUGGUGGCGAUGUCAAGAAGCUCGAACUUUCAAAUUGA
Penicillium oxalicum is the source of this 432-nucleotide messenger RNA. RefSeq lists its product as uncharacterized. The record is from RefSeq and is a predicted model, not a curated record. The coding region runs from base 1 to 432 and encodes 143 amino acids. The transcript is spliced from 2 exons. Lineage: Eukaryota; Fungi; Ascomycota; Eurotiomycetes; Eurotiales; Aspergillaceae.